AUGACCCAUUCGGCUAGCUCCGCCUCCAGCCUGGACAGCCACGCCCCCUCUGAGAACAACAGCCAAUCGCAGGGCAUGCGGUGGGAGGAGCAGCAGAAGGUGCUGGCGUUGGAGCAGCUGGGGGGAGUGUUCCGGGUCGACCUGGGGCAUAUGAGGUCGCUCCGCCUCUUCUUCAGGUCAGCCAGGGGUCACGGGGUCACGGGGGGUCAUGUUGUCUGGAUACUUUAUGACUUCAGGAACUGACUUUUACUUUCAUAACAACUCACCUGUGUACAGUUGUGUUGUUUGGCCUGUGAGGGUAAAGGGGAAGAUUAUCAUUGAGUCCAACUCAAACGAUUACAAAAAUGAAGAAGUCACUUCAAAAAGUAGGCCUAUAUGUAUGUAAAAAAGUACUGUAUUUGACAAUCCAGGAAAUUCCCCUGAAAUUCUUCUCCAACAGAGUUUGCUGUAUAUGUUAUAAGCCAUGUUUGAGCAGUGCAGGAACAAUGUAUGUGUAUUUCUUUCAGCCAGUGUUUCUGUAUGUUUGACAUACGGUAUGUUUUGAUUCCAGUGAUGAGGCGUGUAACAGUGGUCAGCUGGUGAUCGCCAGCAGGGAGAGCCAGUAUAAGGUCCUCCACUUCCACCACACAGGUCUGGACAAGCUGGCUGAGGUCUUCCAACAGUGGAAGUGCUGUAGAGAGACCCAGCUCAAAGACCAGGUGAGACAUGGUAGCAUUGUGGCUAGACCGGGAGACUCAUGGGGCGGCGCACAAUUGGCCCAGCGUCGUCCAGGGUAGGGGAGGGAAUGGCCGGCAGGGAGGUAGCUCAGUUGGUAGAGCAUGGCGUUUGCAACGCCAGGGUUGUGGGUUCGAUUCCCACGGGGGGCCAGUAUAAUAAAAAUAUGUAUUCACUAACUGUAAGUCGCUCUGGAUAAGAGCGUCUGCUAAAUGACUAAAAUGUAAAUGUAAAUGUUAUACCAUCUUUUUUUACUUCGGCGUUAUUAUUGUGGCUAGAUAUGUUAUUUCAGUGUUAGCAUAAUGGCUAGUUCCUUGAUAUAUCUCUUUCUCUCUCUGCCCCCCACCCAUCUCUCUCACUCUCUCUCCGCCCCCCACCCAUCUAUCUCGCUCUCUCUUUCUCUCUCUUCCCCCCACCCAUCUCUCUCGCUCUCUCUCCUCUCUCUCGUCCAUCUCUCUCUGCAUCCCACCCAUCUUUCUCACUCCCUUUUCCCCCCCCCCCCCCCUCUCUCCGGGGCCCCCUUUUCCUUUCCCCCUCUCUGCCCCCCCACCCAUCUCUCUACUCCCCCUCUCUCCCCCCCCCCCCAUCUACUCCCUCUCCCCUUUCUCUCCCCCCCCCUUCCCCCCCCCUCCCUCGGGGCCCCCCCCUCUCUCCCCCUUCUCCCCCCCACCCCUCUCUCUCACUCUCUCUCCCCCCCACCCAUCUCUCUCCCUUUUUCUCUUGCCCCCACCCAUUCCCCCUCUCCUUUUUUCUCCGCCCCCCCCCCAUUUUUCCCCUCAACCUCCCCUCUUUUCCGGGGGAAAACCCCUUAUCGUUUUCCUUCCCCCCCUCCUCCCUUUUGGAAAAGGGGGAAAAAACUGUAGCCGUUCCCACCGGGGCCCACCCUCCCCCGGACCAAGGGGGAAGUCCGUACCGGGGUGGGAACGUUAAAACCAACCCUGGGUCCGGGGACCCCAAACAAAAGGGAAAGUGGAACGGUCAUUGUUCAAAUCACCAGUUAUGUGUGUGUGUGUUUUAAGAUAUCUUAAAUUAAAAUUACUUGGAGCUGAUUUCCUGGUAUUUUUACAGUGUUAUGUCCAACAAUGAAAAUGAGAAAAAAAUUUAACCACCAGCAGGCCAAAUUCGUCCCUGGGCCACCAGUUGGGGAACCCUGGUGUAGUUACUGUAGCUAACAUUGUUAAAUUCUAGACUUCUACUACCCAGGCUGAUCAUGACCUCUCUUUCCCCCCCUCAGGCCAUCUUCUUUGGGGGCGUCGACCCAUCCAUCCGCGGGGAGGUGUGGCCCUUCUUACUGCACUACUACAGCUGUGACUCCUCCUCCCAGGAGAGAGAGGCCUGGAGACUGCAGAAACGCUCAGAGUACCACGACAUCCAGCAGAGGAGGUAGGUGGCUGUGGGGUGCAAACAGUAUGUUUCUGGGUUUACUAUAACUAAUGUCUCUCCAUCCAGGGGAGCUGCACUGCUACUGACUGUGUCUGUGUGUGUGUGUGUGUGUGUGUGUGUGUGUGUGUGUGUGUGUGUGUGUGUGUGUGGGCAGGCGGGCGGGCUGGGGGGGGGGGGGGGGGGGGGGGGGGCAGAAGAAAAAGUCAGUUCUAACCAUAAUAAAGUUGUGUAUUGUAUUUCUAUUCCAUGUAAGAAGGACAUUCAUAACACUGGAACAUAUGUGGUUUAUUUAUCCAAAGGAAUAAGGUGGCACCAAGCCAUAUCCUGCUAACUAUUAACACACACACACACACACUUUGCAAAUGGAGCAAACAAUAGACACACUUACAGAACGUGUUAUGGGAGUGCUGGGUGUAAAUGAACAGGCCUCUUGGGAAACAACAUGUAAACGCUGAUCAAAUCAUAUUCUCAUAUUCUACCUAUCAAUAGGAUGACUACAGCUCGAUAGGCACGUACGCACCACACAUCACACACCACACACCAACACACCACACAUCACACACCAUGCACCACACACCAUGCACCACAUACCACACACCACACAUCCACACCACACACACACACCACACACCACACACCACACACCACACAUCACACACCACACACCACACACCACAUACCACACACUAAAAGAGAGUAAAGGAUGCAACUAGUCAGAGUUUACAUUAACCUCCCAGCGUUACCUGUCUGUGUCUGUCCCUAAUCCUCUUUCUUUUUUCAAUACGUUUAAAUUUUUUAUUUUUGUCAUUUAACAGAUGUCUUACCUAGAGCACCUUACAGGAGCAAUUAGGGCUAAGUGCCUUGCUCAAGGGCACAUUGGCACAUUUUUCACCUAGUCGGCUUGGAUAUUCGAACCAGCGACCUUUCGGAUACUUGGCUGUACGCUCUUACCCACUAGGCAACCUAAGCCUCCACACAGUGUGCAUGUGUGCACGAGUGCACAGAAUUAAUAUGAUAAUUGGCCAGUCUUCAGCGGUAUGGUAUAUUAACCUUUUGAAUACAUCAGAAGACCUAAUCCAAACCAGUCAAUUAGAAGCUCUAUUCCUCCUGUGAUGUGAUGUGGCUGUUAGAAAAACACUUGACUGAGCCUCCAGGGGCCACUGGCUCAUUAAGACCCUGGAACUACAGUCUCUGCCUUAUAGAGGUGGUGGCACUGGUAACACUGUCCUUAAAGCCUGCAGAUAUAAUGCAUUAUGAUGCAGGUAUAAUAACUUUUAUAAACUGGGUGGGUCGAGCCCAGAAUGCUGAUUGUCUGACAGCCGUGGUAUAUCAGACCGUAUACCAUGGGUAUGACAAAACAUUUAUUUUUACUGCUCUAAUUAUGUUGGUAACCAGUUUAUAAUAGCAAUAAGGCACCUCGGGGGGUUGUGAUAUAUGGCCAAUAUACCACGGCUAAGGGCUGGGUCCAGUCACUACGCGUUUCGUCGUGCAUAAGAACAGCCCUUAGCCGUGGUAUAUUGACCAUAUACCACACCUCAUCGGGCCUUAUUGCUUAAAUAAGACUUAUCAUGAACAUGUAUGACAUCCUUAGAAUCAUCUCUUUGUGAUCCUGACUAAAGACCAGCCCCUGUUAAUUAAAUCAAUUAGUUAUAUAUGGAAAUGUAACAUUAGAUUAUUUAUAUUUUGUUUUAGAUGGUCAUAAGUUACAUUUUGAAGAAUCAAUUAUUGCUUGUUUGAUGUUCAGUUAUGUGCUGUAGCCAGUACUGUUGAAGAUGUAAAAAAAUGGAGGAUCCUGCUUGAGAGGAGAGGAAUGUCCAAAUAUACCUGUUCUGAACAAACACUGGAGGAGAAGAGGGUUGUGGAGAGUUGAUUCAGUUUACUCGUCUAUUUUCUAGAAGGUCUGAUGUCUUUGUGGUCUUACAUGCUAAUGUUAAUGUUGAGUUACAGUGGGGGAAAAAAGUAUUUAGUCAGCCACCAAUUGUGCAAGUUCUCCCACUUAAAAAGAUGAGAGAGGCCUGUAAUUUUCAUCAUAGGUACACGUCAACUAUGACAGACAAAAUGAGGAAAAAAAUUCCAGAAAAUCACAUUGUAGGAUUUUUUAUGAAUUUAUUUGCAAAUUAUGGUGGAAAAUAAGUAUUUGGUCAAUAACAAAAGUUUCUCAAUACUUUUUUAUAUACCCUUUGUUGGCAAUGACACAGGUCAAAUGUUUUCUGUAAGUCUUCACAAGGUUUUCACACACUGUUGCUGGUAUUUUGGCCCAUUCCUCCAUGCAGAUCUCCUCUAGAGCAGUGAUGUUUUGGGGCUGUCGCUGGGCAACACGGACUUUCAACUCCCUCCAAAGAUUUUCUAUGGGGUUGAGAUCUGGAGACUGGCUAGGCCACUCCAGGACCUUGAAAUGCAUCUUACGAAGCCACUCCUUCGUUGCCCGGGCGGUGUGUUUGGGAUCAUUGUCAUGCUGAAAGACCCAGCCACGUUUCAUCUUCAAUGCCCUUGCUGAUGGAAGGAGGUUUUCACUCAAAAUCUCACGAUACAUGGCCCCAUUCAUUCUUUCCUUUACACGGAUCAGUCGUCCUGGUCCCUUUGCAGAAAAACAGCCCCAAAGCAUGAUGUUUCCACCCCCAUGCUUCACAGUAGGUAUGGUGUUCUUUGGAUGCAACUCAGCAUUCUUUGUCCUCCAAACACGACAAGUUGAGUUUUUACCAAAAAGUUUCAUCUGACCAUAUGACAUUCUCCCAAUCCUCUUCUGGAUCAUCCAAAUGCACUCUAGCAAACUACAUGUACUGGCUUAAGCAGGGGGACACGUCUGGCACUGCAGGAUUUGAGUCCCUGGCGGCGUAGUGUGUUACUGAUGGUAGGCUUUGUUACUUUGGUCCCAGCUCUCUGCAGGUCAUUCACUAGGUCCCCCCAUGUGGUUCUGGGAUUUUUGCUCACCGUUCUUGUGAUCAUUUUGACCCCACGGGGUGAGAUCUUGCGUGGAGCCCCAGAUCGAGGGAGAUUAUCAGUGGUCUUGUAUGUCUUCCAUUUCCUAAUAAUUGCUCCCACAGUUGAUUUCUUCAAACCAAGCUGCUUACCUAUUGCAGAUUCAGUCUUCCCAGCCUGGUGCAGGUCUACAAUUUUGUUUCUGGUGUCCUUUGACAGCUCUUUGGUCUUGGCCAUAGUGGAGUUUGGAGUGUGACUGUUUGAGGUUGUGGACAGGUGUCUUUUAUACUGAUAACAAGUUCAAACAGGUGCCAUUAAUACAGGUAACGAGUGGAGGACAGAGGAGCCUCUUAAAGAAGAAGUUACAGGUCUGUGAGAGCCAGAAAUCUUGCUUGUUUGUAGGUGACCAAAUACUUAUUUUCCACCAUAAUUUGCAAAUAAAUUCAUAAAAAUCCUACAAUGUGAUUUUCUGGAUUUUCUUUCUUCUCAUUUUGUCUGUCAUAGUUGACGUGUACCUAUGAUGAAGAUUACAGGCCUCUCUCAUCUUUUUAAGUGGGAGAACUUGCACAAUUGGUGGCUGACUAAAUACUUUUUUCCCCCACUGUACAUGACUAGGGGAUUCUGGUAGCAGAUCCAGGUACAGCUGAUGACUGUUCUCCAGAAAGGAAGAAGAGAGAGAGAGUGAGGCAUGGAGGUAGAGAGGGAACGAGGGACUGGGAGAGAGAAGGAGUGAGAGGGAGGAGACGCCGAGGGACAGGCAGACACAAACACAGCCCCAGAAAGUAAACAGUUGCGUGAAGUUGCAUCACGCCUGGUGUUAUUGUUCCUGGCGGGGCUCAAUGGAAAACACAUAGUGUUAAUUAAAUCCCCCCUGCUCUGCUCGUUAGGGUAGGGGUCAGGUCCUCACUGUUCAGGUUCUCAGCCAGAGGGUGAUGGGAGGGGGUUAGGGUUAGAUCAUAGGUUGUUUAAGUGGUUUCAACAACCUCACCCUACCCUUUUCCCGUCAUCCUAUCAAGGGUUCAAUUAAAAGUAAGUUUUUGAAGUUGCGGAACUGCCCUCAAGUUUGGUUGACAUUAGUGCAUAGCCCCAGUAUUUAACCCAGUUUAAAACCGCUUCCUACCUGUGUCUGCCCCGGCCAUCCCCAGGUUGUCUAUGAGUCCUGAGGAGCACAGUGACUUCUGGAGGAAGGUUCAGUUCACCGUGGAUAAGGACGUGGUGAGAACAGACCGCAGCAACCACUUCUUCAGGGGAGAGAACAACCCCAAUGUGGAGAUCAUGAGGUGAGGACAGCUGGCUCUCUGUCUGGGUCUCUCCCUCUUUCGUUCCCUGUUCUCUUACUCUCUCUUCUCUCUGCUCUUUCAAUCUUACACCUUCUAUCCCCUGCCACUCCUCUUUCUCUCUUUCCUCUCAUCUCUAUCUCUGUCACUCUUUAUUCUAUAUUUCACUCUUCCCUCUCUUUCUCAUUCUCCUCUCCUCCAUUUAUUCCUCACCUUUUCAAUUCCUCAUCAUCUUUCCUAUCCCAUAGUCCAGUGCACAGGAGGUAAUAUUGUACAUGAAUAUCAUAUUCUGAACCCUGGGGGAAGCUAGCUAAUGACUUUCAUGCUUUAUUGACUCCCACUAAGCUCUUAGUACACUACUUCUGAUGCAUACUUACAGCUAAUAGCUUCCUAAAUGAGGCUCUAAAGGUUUCGAAACCAGGCUGUUUGUUAAGUGACUCUCAUGGCUGGAUCUCAGUUUUGGUCAAAGUAACUGGGUCAAGUAGAGUAGGGGUGGGGGAGGUUAGAACUCUCAUGUAUUAUUAUGGCCUAAUUUUAUCUCACCACUUUUCAUAUUUGUUUUAUUCAUUCGCUUACUCUAAGUUCUAAUGCCAUAGUGUUAAUUAGUUUAAGUUCCUUGGUGUCCACAUCACUAAGGAAUGAUCAUGGUCAACACACUCCAACACAGUCGUGAAAGCACGGUAACGCCUCUUCCCCCUCAAGAGGCUGAAAAGAUUUGGCUUGGACCCUCAGAUCAUUAUAAAGUUCUACAGCUGCACCAUUGAGAGCAUCCUGACUGGCUGCGUCACCGCUUGGUAUGGCAACUGCUUGGCAUCCGACCGCAAGGCGCUACAGAGGGUAGUGUGUACGGCCCAGUACAUCACUGGGGCCGAGCUUCCUGCCAUCCAGGACCUCUAUACCAGGUGGUGUCCAAGGAAGGCCCUAAAAAUUGUCAGACUCCAGCCACCCAAGUUAUAGACUGUUCUCACUGCUACCGCACGGCAAGCGGUACCGAUGCACCAAGUCUGGAAACAACAUGACCCUGAACAGCUUCUACCCCCAAGCCAUAAGACUGCUAAAUAUUUAGUUCGGGUGGCUAUUGGUUAACUAUUUAACUAUCUGCAUUGACCCUUUAUGCACUAAUUAUUUUGCCUCAUCACAUACGCUGCUGCUACUUGUUUAUUAUCUCUCCUGUUUCCUAGUCACAUUAUUCCUAGUUAUAUGUACAUAUCUACCUCAAUUACCUCUUAGCCCUGCACAUUGACUUGGUACUGGUACACCAUGUAUAUAGCCAAGUUAUCGUUACUCAUUGUAUAUUUAUUCCUUUAGUUAUUAUUUCUCUAUUUUUCUCUCUGCAUUGUUGGGGUUAAAAGUAAGCAUUUCACUGUUGGUCUACACCUGUUGUUUACGAAGUAUGUGAAAAAUACAAUUUGAUUUGAUCUAAUUGAUUGUUUUAGUGUGAUGGGUUAGUAAGACUUUGUAUGUAGGACUUAGUAUGAGGUAAUAUGUAUGACUUGAUAUCUUGAUAUUGUCUGUGGUGGUGUUCCUCCCUUCCUCCAGGUGUGUGCUGCUGAACUACGCAGUGUUCAACCCAGAGAUGGGCUACUGCCAGGGCAUGUCUGACCUGGUGGCUCCCCUGCUGACCGAGGUGCAGGACGAGAGCGACACGUUCUGGUGCUUCGUAGGCCUGAUGGAGAACACCAUUUUUAUCAGCUCUCCCGCGACGAGGACAUGGAGAGACAACUGGUAAUCUCUCACUUUAUAAACAAACAUCGAGUUUGGAGAGAGAAGAGAGAGGAGAGAGGAGAGAGAGAGAGGAGAAGAGAAGAGAGGAGAGAGAGGGGAGAGAGUGAGAGAGAAUUUUUAUAGAUAAGAGAGGAGGGGAGAGAGGAAGAGGGGAGCGCAGAGAGAGAGUCGCUAUCUCGCCGAGAGCUCUUCUGCUGCUCUCUCUCUAUCAUCGCACAUCUAAAUCACACACACACACUUGUCUCCUCUCUCUACUCUCUCUCCUCUACUCUCUCUCUCUCUACUUUCUCUCUUUCUCUCUCUUUCUCCUCUGCUUUUUCCUCUCUCUCUUCUCUUUUCUCCUCACUCUCUUUCUCUCGCUCUUCUCUCUCUCUCUCUCUAUAUCUCUCUCACACUCGCUCUCGCUCUCGCUCUCGCUCUCUCUCUCUCUCUGUGAUUCUCUCUCUCUGUGAUUCUCUUUUGUGUUUGAUUGUUUGUGUGUGUGUGUGGUGUUACAUUCAUAUCCACAUUAGCGCCCUAACCAUCUCUCUCCCCUGUUCCAGAUGUACCUGAGGGAGCUGUUGCGUCUGAUGCUGCCCCGGUUCCACCAGCACCUGACCCAGCUGGGGGAGGACGGGCUACAGCUGCUGUUCUGUCACCGCUGGAUCCUACUCUGUUUCAAACGGGAGUUCCCCGACACAGAGGCCCUGCGCAUGUGGGAGGCCUGCUGGGCACACUACCAGGUACACAACUUUACAUCAGCAUACGCACAGCAACAUCAUCAUGUUGUACAUGGCAUUGGUGUACACAGAGUGAUAUCAAACACAACAUUGGCAUACAUACACCAAUAUCAAACAAUGUGUGUAAUAAUAUGUAUUAACAACUGUGUGUAACAAUGUUAGGAGUUUAUAGCCGGUAUAGGUAUAACCAUCAUUCAUACAACCCACUAGUUAUGGAGAUUAGAGUUGGAUGUAGACACAACCACACACAACCACACACAACCACUGUACUGUAGGCAGGCUCUCCACAGUUAAGUGUAAAUGUACUUCAUCAUUAACACUAUCGCUCCCUCAGACGGACUACUUCCAUCUGUUCGUGUGUGUGGCCAUCAUCGUGCUGUACGGUGAUGACGUAACGGAGCAGCAGUUAGCCACCGACCAGAUGUUGCUCCACUUCAGCAACCUCUCCAUGCACAUGAACGGGGAGCUGGUGCUGCGCAAGGUAACGCUAGCAGUUAGCCUUUAGCAUGAUGAUGCGCUACUCCAUGCCACUUUACCUCAAGCAUGCUAGCAUUUUAUGCAACACUAGCAUUUUACCCUCUAGUUAGCAUACUAUGAUUGUUGUUUACUUCUUAACUCAUCCCCUCAGUGUACACUCAUCGACUGCGCCGAAUGGAUUUAAAAGGAAUGGAGUUUGUGAUACAACAAAGCAUAAUAGUCCUUGUUGCUUGCUACCCAGCCCUCAAGGAGAAUUGAAAUACUUGGUGUGAUCCUGCCGUGUUGAGGAUUUAUGAGUCAUGGCCGGUAGUGUGUCUCUGUCUUCUCCUCAUGUUUAUGGAUGCCAUGUUAGUACUGCUGCUGCAGCAACAGCACAUUUUAGCAUGCAGGUGUCAUGACUGUUUUAGAACCCCUAUUAGAUUUGAUAUCUCUGUGUCUGUGAACAGCUCAGACCUUUUUAGUUUAAAUUAAAUCAUGUUAAUUGAUUUUGGCUGUGUUAGAUUGUUCUUCCACAUCUGAAGGAGCUAUUGAUUUAGUCAAACGCUAUUCAAAUCUACAUGAUACUAAGUGUGAUCCUUUUAGCUGUUUUGCAAGUCUUGAGGUAUAGCUUCUAUUUCCUCCUUUCUAAGUGUUUUCCUCAUGUUUAACCUAUCUCUCAUACUCUGCCACUCCCUUCCUCCACUCCCUUGCUCUCUCACAUGCUCUCUUUCUUUCUCUCCAUUUCUUCUCUCUACUGCUCUCCUUGACUCUCUCUUACGUUCUCUCUCUCUUUCUCUUCCUCUCUCUCACCCACCCUUCCUACUACCAGGCCCGUAGUCUACUCUACCAGUUCCGUCUGUUACCCAGAAUCCCGUGCAGCCUCCAUGACCUGUGUAAGCUGUGCGGUCCAGGGAUGUGGGACAGUCGCUACAUCCCGGCCGUGGAGUGUUCCGGGGAGCACCCUGACUCCCAGAGCUGCCCCUAUGGCGGCACAGCCAUCCCCCAGCCCUCGGCCUCCCCGUCGCCCUCCCCCUCACCCUACCCCACCCCACUCCCUCCCCGUCGCCCUCCCCCUCACCCUACCCCACCCCACUCCCUCCCCGUCGCCCUCCCCCUCACCCUACCCCACCCCACUCCCUCCCCGUCGCCCUCCCCCUCACCCUACCCCACCCCACUCCCCGAGGGCAAGAGAGGCUCUAAGACCAGAGACAUCUUCACGUUUCGGAAGCAGUCCUGA
This is a messenger RNA of Coregonus sp. 'balchen', 10430 nucleotides long. The record is from the annotation of a GenBank genome assembly. Lineage: Eukaryota; Metazoa; Chordata; Actinopteri; Salmoniformes; Salmonidae.